Messenger RNA from Pecten maximus, 1195 nucleotides. RefSeq lists its product as uncharacterized. The record is from RefSeq and is a predicted model, not a curated record. NCBI's taxonomy places the organism in Eukaryota, Metazoa, Mollusca, Bivalvia, Pectinida, Pectinidae. The transcript has 3 exons. Bases 158 to 961 code for a protein of 267 amino acids.
AAAGACCCUUAAAACACUACUCUUCCAAAAACGAAAGAAACAAUGUAACGGUUCUUAGAAAUCCAUCACCUUGAUAACAGCGAAAUGAUUAUUUGGUCUCGUGAUAUUGACUAUCCCAGUUAUCACCACACGUUACGGGACGUUGUCAGAUUUUAACAUGGCGUCUCCAGCAGUAGUUUGUGGCGGUUUAAUCGCUGUAGUUUUGUUAAUUUUGCAGACGAUUGGGGUGGCAACCCCUUCCUGGUAUGUCGCAGAAGGAGCUGUUGGGACAAGCAAGACUACCAUCGGCCUGUUCAAGAUAUGUGUAGAAGUUCUCGGCGCCAGCCAAUGUUACACGUACAAUGACUUUGUCAACAAACUGGAUCUUAGUGGUAAUGCUAACUAUGCGAUUGCGGGUAGUGUCAUUGGCUGUAUCCUCCUCUUCUCAUCUAUCAUCGUCGCUAUCGUCGGAUGUGCCACCAAAAGACCCGGGCGUAGGACUGUCCAAAUUAUGUUCGGUAUCUGGUUUUUUUCUUCCGGAUGUACUAUUGCUGCUGUCGUCUGGUUUUUCCUCUUUCAAUACGAAGACUCGAAGACACUACUGUCCUUGCCCUCUCUUGUAGAGGUCAGCCUUGGCUAUUCCUUCUACCUUGUGUCUAUAGCUGGUGGAGGUACACUUAUUGCCGCAAUUACUUUGUGCGUUGUUGCAUGUUGCAUGCAUGUUCCACAGACCGUCGCCCCCGUCACAACCGCAGUGGGACCACAGGUGUUUGUGAUGCACUCAAGUGUUCAACAACAGGGUCCGGCAGGCUAUUUACAGCCUGGCUACAGUCAACCAGGAUAUACACAGCCUGGCUACAGUCAACCAGGAUAUCCACAGUCUGACUAUAGUCAAACAGGAUAUACACAGCCGGGUUAUUCAACAAAUGUACCCGGGUAUGCGGGACAGCCAAUGGCCAACCCACCGCAUCCUAUGCAAUGAACGUUUCUUUCUUCCCGAACUUCCAACAGUGCCUUUAAUAAAUGUUCGAAUAUAUGAAACAUUCGAGUGUUGUAAAAGAUCUUUUCAGCUUUAUGCGUUCGAACUCAUGUUUUUUCGCGUUAUCGAUAUUAACUGCACUCCUCAAAUCAAGAUGUAUCAAAAUCGUUCAAGCAUGCGUAUUAUGAAAAAAUAAAAUAAAAUAAAAUAAAAGUCCCCUAGAUCAGAAUAUUUCAA